ACCUUGGAGAGACGAUGGAAGGAUUCGGAUACGAAGCAAGAGAGAGCCAGCAGGUGGACUACCGAAAAGUUGUAGGGGACACUCAGCCAUCAUGUACCAGUGUCUCAUCCAGGGAAGAGGAAUGUUAUGCCCGGCAAAUCUCACACGGACAUGGCCAUGAGACUGCAGCCCAGCGAUACAAUGCCACAAGGAUUCAGGCAGGUUUUGGCCCAGAGAGCAUGGCGGAUUAUCUAAUCAGUGGUGGCACAGGUUACGUCCCUGAUGAUGGACUCUCAGCUCAGCAGCUCUUCUCAGUCGGAGACGGCCUUACUUACAACAGAUCUGACCAACAGUGUGUUGUCUCGGAUGGUCAUACGGCUGAAGAGCUAUGCUCUAAAGGAGAUGGGUUGACUUACAAUGACUUCUUGAUCUUACCUGGCUUUAUCGACUUUACCUCUGAUGAAGUGGAUCUGACAUCAGCUCUGACCAGAAAGAUCACCCUGAAAACUCCUCUCAUCUCUUCUCCUAUGGACACUGUCACAGAGUCAGCCAUGGCCAUUGCAAUGGCGCUAAUGGGAGGCAUCGGUAUUAUACAUCACAACUGCACCCCAGAAUUCCAGGCUAAUGAGGUCCGCAAGGUCAAGGUUAUGAGGUUUGAGCAGGGAUUUAUAACAGAUCCAGUCGUUAUGAGUCCACGUCACACAGUUGGGGAUGUGUUUGAAGCCAAAGUAAGACAUGGUUUCUCUGGUAUUCCUGUCACAGAGACAGGAAAAAUGGGUAGCAAACUGGUGGGCAUCGUCACCUCCAGAGACAUUGACUUCCUCUCUGAGAAAGACCAUGUCAAACCCCUGGAGGAGGCUAUGACUAAGAGGGAGGAUUUGGUGGUGGCUCCAGCAGGUGUUACUCUGAAAGAAGCCAACGAUAUCCUGCAGCGCAGCAAAAAAGGCAAGCUUCCCAUUGUAAAUGAUAAUGACGAGCUGGUGGCCAUUAUUGCCAGGACAGAUUUAAAGAAGAACAGAGACUACCCUCUUGCAUCCAAAGAUUCGCGCAAACAGCUUCUGUGUGGUGCCGCCAUCGGGACCAGGGAGGAUGACAAAUACAGACUGGACCUGCUGGUGCAAGCUGGAGUGGAUGUUGUUGUACUGGAUUCUUCACAAGGCAACUCUGUGUAUCAGAUCAACAUGAUAAAUUACAUCAAACAGAAGUAUCCAGAGUUACAAGUUGCAGGAGGAAAUGUGGUAACAGCAGCUCAGGCCAAGAAUCUGAUUGAUGCUGGUGUGGACGCUCUGAGAGUUGGCAUGGGUUGUGGCUCCAUCUGCAUCACACAGGAAGUGAUGGCGUGUGGCCGACCCCAGGGAACCUCGGUGUACAAGGUAGCGGAGUACGCCAGGCGUUUCGGUGUACCAGUCAUUGCUGACGGGGGCAUUCAGACUGUGGGCCACGUGGUGAAGGCUCUGUCUCUGGGAGCAUCAACUGUUAUGAUGGGCUCGUUGCUAGCAGCAACCACUGAGGCUCCUGGAGAGUACUUCUUCUCAGAUGGUGUACGGCUGAAAAAAUACAGAGGCAUGGGCUCCCUGGACGCUAUGGAGAAAAACACCAGCAGUCAGAAACGUUAUUUUAGUGAGGGUGACAAGGUGAAGGUAGCUCAGGGUGUGUCGGGUUCAGUCCAGGACAAGGGCUCCAUCCACAAGUUUGUACCUUACCUUAUAGCAGGUAUCCAACAUGGCUGCCAGGACAUUGGAGCAAAGAGUCUUUCUGUUCUCCGGUCUAUGAUGUACUCUGGGGAGCUGAAGUUUGAGAAGCGGACAAUGUCCGCACAGGUGGAAGGAGGUGUUCAUGGACUUCACUCUUAUGAGAAGCGACUUUACUGAACUGGGAUGCGGAGUGCAGUUCAUACCCAAUCUAAUGGUGACCAAAUGUUAACUCGACACUUCUGCCAAACACAAACCACCUACUAAACCCUCUCUGACCUCCCCUGCAUCGCAUCCACUCCCCCUCUCUCUCUCUCUGAUCCUAACCAGCUGGUUUUGGGAGGAAAGAGGCGGAGCAUCGUAGCGAAGUGAGAAUCUUCAAAUCACCACCGACUCUGAACACCUCGGACUUUGCACUUCAGAAGUGGCGCAUCAGGGUCUUUUUGGAAUGACAUACACAUCUGUAUCAAGUGUGCGGCCCUAUUCCAGUUAUGUGUGUUUGUGUGUGUUGACAGAAGUGAGGGAAUGUAUGACUGAAGGGUUGUGCGAUACAGUAUAUUUGGGACAAAGUGAAGGUGCGCUGUAUUUAUUUGUCCUGUCAGAAACUGCCAUCUCUUUUCAGUGUUUGUGGGAUCCCCGCUUACCAGCAAAGCUCCUUAUCAGAAGCCUCACUCAUCCCGGUUCUUCAACACACUACUGCGUAUGAGCAGAAUACACGACUAAAUGUUUGUAUUUCCAUCUGCAGUAUGCCAAUCUGUCACAGAAAACUUUUUUUUUUUUACAUUUCUGAGUCAUCACUGCUUGAGGAGCUGUUUAUAUUCCACCUCAUGCUGUUUACUUGUGCAUUUAUAGGUUUGUGACAUUGGCUGUUGUCAUUAAUCGUGUCAACUCGAAUGUUACACGUAAGCAGCAGACAGACCCACAGUUUUUACAACUGUGGCUUUUCAUUUACCUCUCAGACAUGCAGAGCCAACCAACUAGUCCCAUCCCAGCUCUUAAGAUCAGGUAUGUUUUUAAAAAGACUAAAACGCAUCAAUCAGGAAUGGUUAAUAAUAAAGAGAUGGAUUAGUUUGCCCAUAAUUUGAAUACUUUUAGAUAAAACUUUAUAUUGAACCUGUAUAGGCUGGGGGGGCUUUGAAAUGAGCAUGAAGGGUUUUUGAUAUGCAUGUUUGUUUUUUCACUAAGCCAAACGUGGCUCUAUUUAUAUAUUCUGCUUUAAUUGCAUACGUACUGCCAAGUGUAUUUACACCUCUUUUGACACUCUUCUUUUGUAACUUAAAACCAAAAUUGGUGCAAACAAGUUUGUCUCCCGUUAACUUCCUGUGCUCUCAUGGUGUUUCAUAGAUUCUCUGUAAUAAGUUUUAUUUAUUUAGUUUUUUCACCAGAGAUAUGCCUUGAAACAGAGAUGGAUAAAAGUGACACGACAGCUCAAUGAAAAUGCAUUCAAACUGCAUAAUGAUUCAGACUUUUCCGUCUCCUUUUCUUCUACAUUUGUAAGCUUAUCUAGGAGUAGGCUUUUCUAAAGUGUUCAUACUGGAUGUUUUUGCCAUAUAUAUAUAUAUAUAUAUAUAUAUAUAUAUAUAUAUAUAUUUUUUUUUUUUUUUUUUCCUCCAGUGUCCCAAAAUAUUAAAGCUACUUUGCUUUCUCUGUCCUGCUUCACUCUGCACAGGGUUUACAUGACUAGCGGAUCUUGCAACUGGACUGAUAAUGUGCAAACAACAUAUGUAUGAAAAUAUAUUAAAUGUAUACCUAUAUUUAGCUGCUUCUUUUCAAUUUUCCACUUAAUUCAGGUUUUAAAAUGUCUUAACUGUUAAGUUCUGAGACCUGUUAGUUGAUUCAGAAAGCACAAUAGUGAUCUUUAUUUUUUCUUUCUUUCAUUUGUUGCUUUUGUAUGAUUUCAGCCUCACGACAGCUGCCGUACAACAGCGGCAACCAAAACCUUCAUUUGUUUGUUUUUGUCUAGAUAAAUGUAAAAUGACUGAGUAUUUAGUAAAUCCACUUGGGGAUUAUGAGGAAUAUCACUUCAAAAACAUGUUUACAUCAGAGGAAAGUUGCUUUGCUGUUCAAUGUCAAAGAAUAAAAGCAUAAUACUGUG
Messenger RNA from Melanotaenia boesemani (Boeseman's rainbowfish), 3765 nucleotides. RefSeq names its product IMP (inosine 5'-monophosphate) dehydrogenase 1b (gene impdh1b). Bases 15 to 1850 code for a protein of 611 amino acids. Gene Ontology annotation, biological process: GTP biosynthetic process. Gene Ontology annotation, molecular function: IMP dehydrogenase activity. Gene Ontology annotation, cellular component: cytoplasm. The record is from RefSeq and is a predicted model, not a curated record. NCBI's taxonomy places the organism in Eukaryota, Metazoa, Chordata, Actinopteri, Atheriniformes, Melanotaeniidae. The transcript has 17 exons.